This is a messenger RNA of Seriola aureovittata, 1017 nucleotides long. RefSeq lists its product as uncharacterized. The transcript is spliced from 2 exons. Lineage: Eukaryota; Metazoa; Chordata; Actinopteri; Carangiformes; Carangidae. The record is from RefSeq and is a predicted model, not a curated record. The coding region runs from base 85 to 1017 and encodes 310 amino acids.
CCUCUCGGAUAAACCUCACCGGAAAACCAACUACACAGAAGCGACACCUGCAGAAAACACCUGCAAAUUUCACCUGGUGAAAAAAUGGCUUCGGAUGGACCCCCCAUGGAGGAGCACCUGCUGACCCGAGUCAGACGGUGGAUCACCUCCUUUGCUGGUGGCUUUUGGCGCUUGAACAACCAACACCCUGAUGCUGAGAGGCCUCCUGCUGACCAGGAUGAAGAUAGAAGACCUCCGUCUCCUCCGCCCCAGCAGCUCCCAUCACCACCCUCUGGGAUGGAGGGGCCUCAACCAGGUCCUGCUGCUCCUUUUCCUCUUUUCUUUUCUGCUCCCUCUGCUGCUAGUUUUGCAGCUCCACAUCCUGCUCCUUAUGCCUUCCCGCAUGCUGCUCCUUAUGCCUUCCCGCAUGUUCCUCCUCCUAUCCCACACGCUGCUCUCUACAUUUUCCCGCAUGCUGCACCUCCUCUCUUGCAUGCUGCUUCUCCUUUCCUAAAUGCUGCUCCUCCUUUCCUAAAUGCUGCUCCUUCUUUCCUAAAUGCUUAUCCUCCUUUUCCACUUGCUGCUCCUCCUUUCCUAAAUGCUGUUCCUUCUUUCCUAAAUGCUGCUCCUCCUUUCUCACUUGCUGCUCCUCCUUUCCUAAAUGCUGCUCCUCCUUUCCCACAUGUUGCUCCUGCUUUCCCGCUUGCUGCUCCUGCUUUCCCGCUUGCUGCUCCUUCUUUCCAGCAUGUUCCUCUUCCUCCUGCCGCUGCUGAUGCUGAUGCUGAUGCUGAGAUCGACGUUGUUGGUCUGGAUGAAGAGGACAGGAUUGAGAUCCUUCGACCUGAAGCUGAAGACAUUGGGUCAUCCUCCCUCCGUAUUGGUAGCGACGACGGCUCUUUGGAAGAGGCCUCUCCCUCGUCUUCUGGUCUCAGCCCCUCCACAAAGAGGGACAGGGAAGAGAGCGACCCGGAAGACAGCGACCAGGAAGAGGCGGCGGCUAAGAGGCUGAGGAGGUCGGAUGACAGCGACUCAGACUGA